UGACCUUUUUCCGAAGCUACGAAGUGUUGAAGAACAGACAAUCGUCGCCUGUGCUCCCACUAGAAUCUUGGCUGUGUUGGCACCUCAGAACCCCCCAUACGACGGGCCAACAGCCCCCCCCUGCGAGAAUGUUCAACACAGUGCCGGGAUACGAAGGCACAUCACCAGAAGGAAGUGGAGGAGGAUUCGUUCCCCCACCGGAUGCAGGUUUACCCUACCGUCCUGGAAAUCCUGCUCCUGCUCAAACAGAGUGGAACAUCCCAUCUAUAUCUGAAGAUACGGCCAGAGAUGCUCUGGUCCAGUAUGCCUCCAGUAAAUGCUGUUAUAGCACUAAGCCUGCAGAAACGUUAGUGUUCUCCAACCUCGAGUCUCACAACACUUACAGGUAUCGUCUGGAGACGUUUACUGAAUCCAGAUCAACUGAAUGGGCACAUGAGCUGUAUAGAGGUCAGCCUGUGGAUGCAUACACUCAGCCUCCUCCUGCUCCAUGGGCCAUACCAGCCAAGGCACCCACCAUGUUUAAAGAUGCAACACAGGAAAUUAAAAUCCCUAAUACAGCUUAUGUUAAGCCAUGCCACACCUGUACGGGAAUGGGUAUGAUACCUUGCACGAAAUGUGCACGAUGUGGAAGUAAGCAAUGCUGGGUGUGCAAUGGUUCUAGAGUCCGUGCAGGUGGUGAAAGCUGCCACCAUUGCAAUGGCAGUGGCCGCACUACCUGUGAUGGCUGUAAUGGCACUGGAUUGAACUCUUGUAACACCUGCAAAGGAAAAGGACAACUGCUGGUCUAUAUUAGACUGAAAAUAAAAUGGAAGAACAAUGUGGACGACUUUGUAGUAGACCAGGAGUCUGGAUUUCCAAUCAAUCGGGUCAGCGCGGUGACUGGAAAAAAGGUUUUUGUUGACAAACAGCAUAUGGUGUCUCCUGCUGUAGGUUCUCCAGACCCUGACAUUAGUAAGGCUGCUAAGAGACUGGUGAGGCAACACCAUGCCAAAUUUGCUUCUACAUACCGUAUUCUUCAGCAGCGGCAAACCAUUGAGCUGAUUCCCAUCACCAAAGCAAGCUACAGCUUUCAAGAGAAGGACUACACUUACUUUGUCUACGGAGCUGAGCAUAAAGUCUACACAGAGGACUAUCCUGCAAAGUGUUGCUGCUGUACUAUUAUAUGAAUUUAUAUCUAAAAAAAAA
Molecule: messenger RNA, 1185 nt
Organism: Polyodon spathula (Mississippi paddlefish)
Lineage: Eukaryota; Metazoa; Chordata; Actinopteri; Acipenseriformes; Polyodontidae
Product: protein SSUH2 homolog
Exons: 12
Coding region: 129-1166 (345 amino acids)
Molecular function (GO): heat shock protein binding
Source: RefSeq, a predicted model, not a curated record